AUGUAUUUUUCUACUCAUGUGAUCCUGCUUUUGAAAAUGUCCGUAGCAAUUUGUUAUCGAGAAGAAUUUAUUGCAGCUAUGAAGGAAUUUAUUUCAAUUAAAGGAAUUUUUGGAAGAUUCCAUGGAAAUCAUAAAAGUAUUCUAAAAAUGGGGGAGAAGAGGAAUAAAACUAUCAUUUGGAGUUACACCUCUAUGAUUAACUCAUACAUUGUAAUAACCACCGUUGCUAAGAUUAUCAAAUUAUUUUUAACCGAUGAAGACGAUAUUAUUAAUGGUCGAGUUGUUUACAAAGAAAUCCUUUAUUUUUUUACACCGAUCCCAGAAAAUCCUUCAAAAUCUUUGUGUAUCUUGAUUUCAGCGUGGCAUACUUUCGCAAUGUACUUUUUAACAUUACAAGUACUUGCUUUAGAUUCGCUGUUUAUGAGUAUGACUAUAUACUUAACGAUGUUGGCUAAAGUUAUCGAUAAAGGUAUUGUAUCAAUCGGAAUUGAAGAAGCUAGUUUGACUUUGAUCGAUGAUGAUAGAAAAGCCAAAUUGCAAAAUAAAUUAAGGUCCAUUACAGUUCCUUUACAACGAUUACUUACGUUGGCUAAAAAUGUCGAUAGAAUUUUUAGGUAUAUGUGCUUUCCACAAGUUACAUUAACUUUGUUUAGUUUAAUGACAACGUUGUUCACAGUUGUUACAGCUGAAUUAUUUAGUCCAGCUUUUUUCGCACAACUUCAACUUUAUAUAAUUUUAUUAGUUCAACUAAGCGUUUAUUGUAUAUUUGGGCACAUGGUUACGGUCUCUUUUUCAGAAAUUCCGGUGUCUUUAUAUGACACUCCUUGGUACGCAUCAUCACCGCUAUUCCGAAGAAUGAUCUUCAUGAAUCUUUUACGUUUAAACGAACCAGUUUAUAUAACAGUAGGAAAAUUCACCCCUCUUUCGCUACAACUUAUAGGAAUGGUUGUUCGGCUAUCUUAUUCUUGUUUCACAUUAUUACGAGAAUAAUUUAAAACCUUCACCAAAU
Molecule: messenger RNA, 1009 nt
Organism: Onthophagus taurus
Lineage: Eukaryota; Metazoa; Arthropoda; Insecta; Coleoptera; Scarabaeidae
Source: RefSeq, a predicted model, not a curated record